CCCCGGCGCUGUGGUCUGCGUGAAGGGCUGCCUCUCGAACGCCGUCGACGCGACACCAUAGCAUGUAGCCAGCCACCCACAAAAAAGCCAUGUGCAUCUGCUGCGAGAUCUUCCCCGCCUGCAUCGACAGGUACUGGGAAUUUCCCGAGCACCCUUGCGUAGUCAACGCGUGCUGCUACGCGUGCUGCGGGAAUGGUUUAGAGGACCCAAAUCUCGCGCAGCGUAUCUUCUGUCAAUGCAACACGGUGGCGAAUUAUGAUGAAUGCGGGUCGGAGCCGCACCUCAUCUCGCUGGCGCUCUGCCCGUUCCUCAUCCCCGGGGCCGUCUACGCGGCGUUCUUUUGGGAGCCGCACUACGACGCGGAAAGGGAUAAAGCUCUGAGGGCCUUCCUCAAGCACCGCGAGGAGCGCAAACGAGCCGCCAAACAAGCCGCGAUCGACAAGAAGAAAAAUAAACGGAAGGCCGAAAGAGCUCGAUUGAAGAAGGCCGCGAAGAAGGAGGCCAAGGAGAACUUCGUCGAGUUUGACGAAGACGCGUGGUACGAGUCCCUGCCGGACCGCUUAAAAAAGAAGCCCCACCGGACCAGCAAAGUAGCUCCGGAAGCCCAGGAGAUGGAAUUUCGGGGCCUCAAGAGGGGCUUCCUUUUGAGUGACUCGCGGCCGGCGACGGCGGCGACGGCGCCGUCGCGGCCGCCGACGGCGCCUUCUGCCGUGCCGGCGGCGACCGCGGGCGCGCCCGCGCCCGCGCCCGCGCCCGCGCCGGCGGAGAAGCCUGCGUAA
Molecule: messenger RNA, 779 nt
Organism: Pelagomonas calceolata
Lineage: Eukaryota; Pelagophyceae; Pelagomonadales; Pelagomonadaceae
Source: the annotation of a GenBank genome assembly